AUGUCACUGGCCAUGUGGAAAUGGACUUGCCUGGUUUCUCACCUCCUGCUAUCCACCACAGUGUCGCCUCUUGGUAGGCAGCAGCCACUCCACCCAAAGAGGCCCUUCAUCACUUUCACUGGCGACCAAGCAGAGGGGAACUUCAACCAUUUGGUGGUUGAUGAAAGAACGGGGCACAUUUACUUGGGAGCUGUCAACAGGAUCUACAAACUCUCCACUGACCUGAAGGUCCUGGUGACCCACCAGACUGGUCCUGAUGAAGAUAAUCCCAAGUGUUAUCCUCCCAGGAUAGUCCAAACCUGCAACGAACCCUUGACACCCACUAACAACGUAAACAAAAUGCUCCUCAUAGACUACAAGGAGAAUCGAUUGAUAGCCUGUGGGAGUCUUUACCAGGGCAUCUGCAAGCUUUUGAGGCUGGAUGACCUUUUCAAGCUGGGAGAGCCCUUCCACAAGAAGGAGCAUUAUCUCUCUGGGGUGAAUGAGAGUGGCUCUGUUUUUGGAGUCAUUGUUUCGUACAGCAACAUGGAUGACAAGUUGUUCAUUGCCACUGCUGUGGAUGGCAAACCUGAGUAUUUCCCCACUAUUUCCAGCAGAAAGCUCACUAAGAACUCCGAGGCAGAUGGGAUGUUUGCAUAUGUCUUUCAUGAUGAGUUUGUGGCCUCUAUGAUCAAGAUCCCCUCAGACACCUUUACCAUCAUCCCUGACUUUGAUAUCUACUACAUCUAUGGCUUCAGCAGUGGUAACUUUGUCUAUUUCCUGACUCUGCAGCCUGAGAUGAUCUCACCACCUGGCUCCACCACAAAGGAGCAGGUUUAUACCUCCAAGCUGGUCCGGCUUUGUAAGGAGGACACAGCCUUUAACUCCUAUGUUGAGGUGCCCAUUGGCUGUGAGAAGAACGGGGUGGAGUACCGGUUGCUGCAGGCAGCCUACUUGUCUAAGGCUGGAGCCAUCUUAGCGAGGUCUUUGGGUGUUGGCCCUGAGGAUGAUAUCCUCUUCACAGUCUUCUCCAAGGGGCAGAAAAGGAAGAUGAAGUCCUUGGAUGAGUCUGCUCUUUGUAUCUUCGUCCUGAAAAAGAUCAACGAUCGCAUCAAGGACAGACUGCAGUCCUGCUACAGGGGAGAGGGGACGUUAGAUCUGGCCUGGCUCAAAGUCAAGGACAUUCCCUGUAGCAGUGCGCUGUUAACAAUUGAUGACAAUUUCUGUGGCCUGGAUAUGAAUGCCCCCUUGGGAGUAUCAUCCAUGGUGCGAGGGCUCCCCAUUUUCACUGAGGAUGGUGACAGAAUGACAUCUGUGAUUGCCUACGUCUACAAGAACCACUCCCUGGCUUUUGUGGGCACCAAGAGUGGGAAGCUCAAGAAGAUCCGUGUGGACGGCACCACCAAGAACACACUGGAGUAUGAGAUUGUGCAGGUGGUGGAUACUGGCCCCGUAUUACGGGAUAUGGCCUUCUCAGUGGAUCACGAACACCUCUACAUCAUGUCUGAGAAGCAGCUCACUCGGGUGCCCGUGGAGUCGUGUAGCCAGUACGAGACCUGCAGCGAGUGCUUGGGCUCAGGAGACCCUCACUGUGGAUGGUGUGUUCUUCACAACACGUGCACGAGGAAGGAGCGGUGUGAGCGCUCCAGCGAGCCUCGGAGAUUCGCCUCGGAGAUGAAGCAGUGCGUCCGGCUUACCGUGCAUCCCAACAACAUCUCCGUCUCCCAGUACAACGUAUUGCUGGUCUUGGAGACCUACAAUGUCCCCGAGCUGUCAGCAGGAGUCAAUUGCACCUUCGAGGACCUUUCGGAGAUGGAUGGCUUGGUGGUGGGCAGUCAGAUCCAAUGCAUCUCACCAGCUGCCAAAGAGGUGCCCCAGAUCAUCACAGAGAACGGAGACCAUCACAUUGUGCAGCUUCAGCUCAAGUCCAAGGAAACGGGUAUGACCUUUGCCAGCACCAGCUUCGUCUUCUACAACUGCAGCGUCCACAACUCGUGUCUGUCAUGCGUGGAGAGCCCUUACCGGUGUCACUGGUGCAAGUACCGCCACGUCUGCACUCAUGAUCCCAGCUCCUGCUCCUUCCAGGAGGGACGAGUCAAGCUGCCCGAGGACUGUCCCCAGCUGCUGCAGGCAGAGAAGAUCCUGGUGCCGGUGGAAGUGAUCAAGCCGAUCACACUGAAGGCCAAGAACCUGCCCCAGCCACAAUCGGGCCAGCGAGGCUACGAGUGCAUCUUGAACAUCCAGGGCAAUGAGCAGCGGGUGCCCGCCUUGAGGUUCAACAGCUCCAGCGUGCAGUGCCAGAACACUUCGUAUUCAUACGAAGGGAUGGAGAUCAACAGCCUGCCGGUGGAGCUGACGGUCGUGUGGAAUGGGAAUUUCAACAUUGACAACCCAGCACAGAACAAAGUUCACCUGUACAAGUGCGGGGCUAUGCGGGACAGCUGUGGACUCUGCCUGAAAGCCGACCCGGACUUCGAGUGUGGCUGGUGUGAGGGGCAGAACCAGUGCACGCUGAAGCAGCACUGCCCAGCCCAGGACAGCCAGUGGCUGGAGUUGUCCAGCACCAAAGGCAAAUGCACCAACCCCAAGAUCACGGAUAUCAAUCCAGUGACGGGCCCUCGUGAAGGAGGGACCAAAGUGACCAUCCGUGGGGAGAAUCUGGGUCUGGAGUUCAGAGAUAUUGCGUCUCACGUCAAAGUGGCCGGAGUGGAGUGCAAACCACUGGUGGAAGGGUACAUCCCAGCAGAGCAGAUAGUAUGUGAGAUGGGGGAGGCCAAGCCCAGCCAGCAUGCCGGAUUCGUGGAAAUCUGCGUGGCCGAGUGUAAACCAGAGUUCAUGGCCAGGUCUUCACAGCUCUACUACUUUAUGACUCUGACACUCUCUGAUCUCAAGCCGAAGCGGGGACCAGUGUCAGGUGGCACCCAGGUGACAAUUACAGGCAACAACCUCAAUGCAGGCAGCAAUGUCAUCGUGACAUUUGGACGACAACCCUGCCUCUUCUACAGGAGAUCCACCAAGCACAUUGUCUGUAACACCACUGCCUCAGAUGAAGGCUUUGAGAAGGUGAAGGUUUCCGUGAGAGUGGACAAGGCCAAGAUACAUCAAGAGUUGCAGUAUGAAUAUGUAGAGGAUCCAACCAUCCUGAGGAUCGAGCCUGAGUGGAGCAUCUUCAGCGGCAACACACCCAUUGCAGUGUGGGGAACUCACCUAGACCUGAUCCAAAACCCUCAGAUCCGGGCAAAGCACGGUGGAAAGGAACACGUCAACAACUGCGAGGUGCAGAACAGCACGGAGAUGACCUGCCAGGCUCCAGCGCUGGCUGUUGACCCCAAUCACCAGUCUGAGCUCGCUGAGCGUCCAGAGGAGUUUGGCUUCAUUCUUGACAACGUGCAGUCCCUGCUGAUUCUCAACAAAACCAACUUCACCUACUACCCAAACCCAAUCUUUGAGGUUUUCAAUCCCUCAGGGAUCCUGGAGCUGAAGCCGGGCAGUCCCAUCAUACUGAAGGGCAAGAACCUGAUCCCACCAGUGGCAGGAGGAAAUGCCAAGCUGAACUACACCGUUUUGGUUGGUGAGAAGCCCUGUGCAGUGACCGUAUCAGAUGUGCAGCUACUGUGUGAGUCCCCAAACCUCAUUGGACGGCACAAGGUGAUGGCUCGUGUAGGAGGGAUGGAGUUCUCCCCAGGGAUGGUCUACAUCUCUCCAGACAGCCCUCUCAGCUUGCCAGCUAUUGUCAGCAUUGCAGUGGCCGGUGGCCUGCUCAUCAUCUUCAUCGUGGCUGUGUUGAUUGCGUACAAGCGUAAAUCCAGAGAAAGCGACCUCACCCUCAAGCGUCUGCAGAUGCAGAUGGACAACCUGGAGUCCAGGGUGGCACUGGAGUGCAAAGAAGCCUUUGCAGAGCUACAGACAGAUAUUCACGAACUGACAAGCGAUCUGGAUGGAGCUGGGAUCCCCUUCCUCGAUUACCGAACCUAUACCAUGAGGGUGCUUUUCCCUGGCAUUGAAGACCAUCCAGUCCUGAGGGAUCUGGAGGUCCCUGGCUAUAGGCAGGAACGGGUGGAGAAAGGCCUGAAGCUUUUUGCCCAGCUCAUCAACAACAAGGUUUUCCUGCUGUCCUUCAUCCGUACACUGGAGUCCCAGCGCAGCUUCUCCAUGCGGGAUCGUGGUAAUGUGGCCUCGCUGAUCAUGACAGUGCUGCAGAGCAAGCUGGAGUACGCUACUGAUGUCCUCAAACAGCUCUUGGCCGACCUCAUAGACAAAAAUCUGGAGAGCAAGAACCACCCCAAGCUGCUGCUCCGGAGGACAGAGUCUGUGGCUGAGAAAAUGCUCACCAACUGGUUCACCUUCCUUCUGUACAAGUUCCUCAAGGAGUGUGCUGGCGAACCUCUGUUCUCCCUCUUCUGUGCCAUCAAGCAGCAGAUGGAGAAGGGUCCCAUCGACUCCAUCACUGGGGAGGCCCGGUACUCACUGAGUGAGGACAAGCUUAUCCGACAGCAGAUUGAUUACAAGACACUGGUCCUGAGCUGCGUGAACCCCGACAACGUGAACAGCCCUGAGAUCCCGGUGAAGAUCCUGAAUUGUGACACCAUCACGCAGGUCAAGGAGAAAAUCCUCGAUGCCAUCUUCAAGAACGUGCCCUGCUCCCACCGGCCUAAAGCUGCUGAUAUGGACUUGGAGUGGCGGCAAGCAAGCGGGGCAAGGAUGAUCCUUCAGGAUGAAGACAUCACAACCAAGAUAGAGAAUGACUGGAAGAGACUCAACACGCUGGCACAUUAUCAGGUGCCAGAUGGAUCUGUGGUAGCUUUAGUCUCCAAGCAAGUCACUGCCUACAAUGCAGUCAACAACUCCACGGUCUCCCGGACCUCAGCCAGCAAGUACGAAAACAUGAUCCGUUACACAGGCAGCCCGGAUAGCCUCCGUUCCCGCACCCCCAUGAUCACCCCUGACCUUGAGAGUGGAGUCAAGAUGUGGCACUUGGUGAAGAACCAUGAGCAUGGUGACCAAAAAGAGGGUGACCGGGGCAGCAAGAUGGUUUCUGAGAUCUACCUGACGAGGCUACUUGCCACCAAGGGCACCCUACAGAAAUUUGUAGACGACCUUUUUGAGACCAUCUUCAGCACUGCUCACCGUGGCAGUGCACUUCCCCUAGCUAUCAAAUACAUGUUCGACUUCCUGGAUGAGCAGGCUGACAAGCACAACAUCCAUGACCCCCACGUGCGGCACACCUGGAAGAGCAAUUGCCUGCCGUUACGGUUCUGGGUUAACAUGAUCAAGAACCCACAGUUCGUCUUUGACAUCCACAAGAACAGCAUCACAGACGCCUGCCUUUCUGUAGUGGCUCAGACUUUCAUGGACUCCUGUUCAACCUCAGAGCACCGUCUGGGCAAAGACUCACCCUCCAACAAGCUUCUCUAUGCCAAGGACAUCCCCAGCUACAAGAAUUGGGUGGAAAGGUACUAUUCAGACAUUGCCAAAAUGCCAGCAAUCAGUGACCAGGACAUGAAUGCAUACUUGGCUGAGCAGUCUCGCAUGCAUAUGAACGAGUUCAACACCAUGAGUGCGCUCUCAGAGAUAUACUCCUACGUUGGCAAGUACAGCGAGGAGAUUCUCGGAGCCCUUGAUCAAGAUGACCAGGCUGGGAAACAGAAACUUGCCUACAAACUUGAACAAGUCAUAACCCUCAUGAGCAUAGACAGCUGA
Molecule: messenger RNA, 5679 nt
Organism: Gavia stellata (red-throated loon)
Lineage: Eukaryota; Metazoa; Chordata; Aves; Gaviiformes; Gaviidae
Gene: PLXNA4
Product: plexin A4
Exons: 31
Coding region: 1-5679 (1892 amino acids)
Biological process (GO): negative regulation of cell adhesion; regulation of cell shape; positive regulation of axonogenesis
Cellular component (GO): semaphorin receptor complex
Molecular function (GO): protein binding; semaphorin receptor activity
Source: RefSeq, a predicted model, not a curated record